AUGUGCUGCACCGCACUGAGGCUAACUGACGGGUUGUGUCAGUCAGUCGAUGGAUGGUUCCGCUGCAGAGCAGAAAAACGGGCGAAAAGAUCAGUAAAUUAACACCUCCAGGAGAAUUAACCCUUCAACUAAACCCUAACCCGUCAAGAGGAAUAAACCUACUGCCAGGCCCUACACACUGAGUGUAACUGAGGGCAGCAGAGAUGUCGGGCUCCUACGAUGACUCCAUGAUCGACGUCUCCAGUGAUAGCUUCUGGGAGGUUGGUAACUACAAACGAUCAGUGAAACGGGUAGACGAUGGCAAUCGGCUCUGUAAUGAUCUGAUGAGCUGUCUUCAUGAGCGGGCACGUAUUGAAAAGACCUACGCACAGCAGCUCACAGAAUGGGGGAAGCGCUGGCGGCAACUCAUAGAAAAAGGCCCUCAGUAUGGUACGUUGGAGCGGGCGUGGACCGCUCUGUGCACAGAGGCGGAGAAGGUGAGCGAGCUCCACAUGGAGGUGAAAUCAGCACUGAUGGGAGAAGACUACGAGAAGCUGAAGAACUGGCAGAGAGACUCGUACCACAAACAGAUGAUCGGCGGCUACAAAGAGACUAAAGAGGCCGAUGACGGCUUCCGCAAGGCUCAGAAACCCUGGGCCAAGAGACUCAAAGAGAUGGAGACAAUGAAGAAGUCCUAUCACUCUGCCUGUAAAGAAGAGAAGCUGGCAGCCAGCAGGGAGACCAACAGCAAACUGGAGAGCAACAACAACCCCGAAGCCCAGAAGAAGCUCCAGGAAAAGGUGGAGAAGUGUCAGCAGGAGGCGCAGAAGACUAAAGAACGCUACGAGAAAUCCCUGGAAGAACUCGACAAGUUGACCCCUCAGUAUAUGGAGAACAUGGAGCAGGUGUUUGAGCAGUGGCAGCAGUUUGAAGACAAACGAAUCCGCUUCUUCAGCGAGCUGCUGCUGGAGGUUAAACAGCACCUGGAUCUCUCAACCAAUCACAGAUUCCAGACAAUCUACCACACGCUGGAAGACACAGUCUCUGCUACUGAUGCCGAAGACGACCUGAAAUGGUUCCGGUCCAAUCACGGCCCCGGCAUGCCAAUGAACUGGCCCCAGUUUGAGAAUUUGGACUGGUCCGAUCCUCGCUCCUUUAAGAGAAGGUCCAUUGUAGACUGGUCCAUAGACCUGAACCGAACCCUCAGCAGACGAGAAAAGAAGAAGCCAGAGGGCGUCACACUGACGGGCAUCAGUCAAACCGGGUCAGACCAGCCGGUCCAGCCUGCCAAAACCAGCAGCAGCCUGACUGUGCCCACUAACACAGCGGCAGUGGGCUCAAACCCCUUUGAUGAAGAUGACGAAGAGGAGGAGGAGGAGGAGGAGGAGAAGGAGGAGGAGAAGGAGGAGGAGAUGGAGCAGCAGACCACAGUCAACCACAUCAGUGUGAAUAAAGAGGAAAUAAAAACUGCGAGCAGUAUGGAGAAGACUGCGGACUGGUCCGAUGAAGACACAGGUGGUAACCCGUUCUCCGCCAACGGCGACGGGAAUCCGUUCGAAGAUGAGCCGGCUUCUCCGGUCGUAUCUGUGGCUGUCAAAGCCCUCUAUGACUAUGAAGGACAGGAGCAGGAUGAGCUGACCUUCAAAGCAGGGGAUGAAUUCACCAAAAUUGGCGAAGAAGAUGAUCAGGGUUGGUGCAAAGGCCGGCUCAAGGACGGAAAAACAGGCCUCUAUCCUGCUAACUAUGUGGAAGACACCCAGUAAUGAAUUAUCACAAAUGAAUAAAUGUGAAGAAAGAAGAAAGCGAUGUGUUGCAAAGUGACUGCCGGCUGGAAACGAGAAAGGCUCUGCCUUAUUUUUAACUCCCUGUUGGUGAAGACUGGACGAGUGUUGGAGGAGGACGGAGGAGAGAAGUUGCAGAUUUAUUAAAGGACCACUUGAGAUGUUGUUGCUUGCCACAGAUAUGAAAGAUGGAAAUGAACAAGUUUCCAGAUGAUUCCAGGCGAAGAAGAUCACAGAGGAAAAAAUUGCUGUCAGCGUAAGAUAUGUUACUUAGAAUCCCAUUUAUGCUGUUACAAAAAUAAUAGCCUUUCAAGUAGAUAAAAUGAAAUUUAUGUGUGAACUUAUAUAUUUUGUUUAAACGAAACACUGGGAUGACACUCUGACAAAUCGUCUUGCGAUGUUACAUGCAGCCUUCAAGCCACUAUGGAUUCAUUAAAGGGAGAUGACCCUUUUUUAUAACCAUAAUUAUCUAUUUUAGGUUUGAAACCUGUUCCUGAAUCCAGUCCAUAAAUGUUAAUUGUUUUUGACAAAGUAGGCCCUUAUAAUGGGAUUAUUGUGUCAGGUUUAACCUGAUUUUAAAUUAGUGCUUACGUUGUUCUGUCAUUCCUUUCAGGGUUCUGUUUGUCCAUUCAGUUCAUCAACUGUUCUGGUUAUUUUAUAAGGAAUGAUGAAGAUCAGUAGAGCCGUAUCCUGAUGUAGUCUUCAUUUAGUUCACAGUGGGUGGGUUCCUCUAGUCACUGCAAUUGAAUGUAUAUUCACUGAUUGUAUUUUCUCACUUAUGGAUUGUUCACUUUAGGUGAGGUUGGGUUUUUUUCAAGCACUGACCCAUUAAUGAACCCCCAGAACAAACUGUCCUCAAGCUCUUCACACAGAUCUCUCUAUUGAUCGUAAUACUAUAUGGGUUAUUUUUCACGCAACACUGAAAGUUUAUCUCACUUGAAUCUCCAUGUUUUAAUUUUCUCACUUCUUGUUUAAACGUCAAGUUAUGGGAGAAUAUUUUCUGUUGUUUUUUUUUAAAAUAUAUUACAAUUUAUAGCAAUAAAACCACAGCCGAGUAUGGCGCCGCAUACCUGCAUGUAAAUAGCCUGGACGGAAUGAAAUAUUAGAACAAAUUAAGCAUCGAUAUCAGAUGAUAUGUAGUUGGAAAUUGAUGAUUGUUAAUUUAUGAUGCCACAAGUGCUUUUGUUCUACUCUUGUUAGAAUGCUGUGACUGAGAAUCAGUUUGUAUAGUAAUUGAAUGUUUUAUGGCAAAUAUCCCUUGAAUCUGUUAUUUUGAUAUAUUUGUAAAUAUGAUUAUUUUUCCCAUCACAGACGGCCAUACUCAUUGAAUUAAUCAACAAAAUAUGUGAAUUAUUGUCAAUUUUCCCCUUAGGAGCCAUGACAUGAAUGGAUAUACCUGAUUUCAUACACAUGUUUGGCUCAUCAAGUAUUUCGUAGGCUUGUAUUUCUGCAGGCUUUUCACUUCUCAUUAAUUGCCCAAUAUGUAUCAAUGAAAUCAUUGCUCUCAAAAGCUAUUUGAUGCCUUUAACUGCAGCAUGAGAGGAAGAUGAAUUUUGUUGUCUUUAAUAAUAGUGAGAAAGGAGACGUUUUGCCAUGUUUUCAGGGCAUGCUGUCGUCAAAACGCAGCAACAGCUGUACUUGCACAGUAAGGUUUGUAAAUGUUGUCCCACAACAUAAUAAAUGAAUUUAUUGGAAAAAAA
Sebastes umbrosus (honeycomb rockfish) is the source of this 3460-nucleotide messenger RNA. It is a transcript of the gene pacsin2, whose product is annotated as protein kinase C and casein kinase substrate in neurons 2. Bases 204 to 1742 code for a protein of 512 amino acids. Gene Ontology annotation, cellular component: endosome; cytoplasm; plasma membrane. Gene Ontology annotation, molecular function: phospholipid binding; protein binding. The transcript is spliced from 12 exons. The record is from RefSeq and is a predicted model, not a curated record. NCBI's taxonomy places the organism in Eukaryota, Metazoa, Chordata, Actinopteri, Perciformes, Sebastidae. Gene Ontology annotation, biological process: cytoskeleton organization; plasma membrane tubulation; regulation of endocytosis.